AUGCAAGAAAUUGGUAGAGCUGGAAGGCGUGGGCAAAACUCAACUGCAACAUUGUAUUACAAUAAUGCAGAUAUUGCUGUUAAUAAAAAUAAUGUUGACGAUAGCAUGAAGUGCUUCUGCAAAACAGAUCUGUGCUUAAGGAAAUUUAUUCUAAAUUUCUUUGGUUUUAAAAAAUAUGAACAAGAUAAUUGUUGCUCAAAUUGUACAAAGUCUAAUUUGCUGAUAAAAGAAACAACAUUACCUUGCCGUGAUUUAGUAUCAGAAGAUGCUUUUAAAUGCUUACAAACUGAGCUGAAAGAAAUUAUUGAAACUUGGAGACUUUCGCUAUUGACUACCCUUGAUCAAACUUAUGAACUUCCAUCUAUCAAUAAAAAUUUGGUUCAAACACUAUUGAGUAAACUUCCAUUUAUAAGAUCUAAAAAUGAUCUGUUAUUUGAAUAUGAUGUUUGGGAUGAUCAAUAUGCUACCACCAUAUACGAUAAAAUAAAUAAGUAUGCCCCAAAGCAUAAAUAA
Molecule: messenger RNA, 513 nt
Organism: Hydractinia symbiolongicarpus
Lineage: Eukaryota; Metazoa; Cnidaria; Hydrozoa; Anthoathecata; Hydractiniidae
Exons: 1
Coding region: 1-513 (170 amino acids)
Source: RefSeq, a predicted model, not a curated record